AUGAUCACAUUGGCGAGAUCUGCUCUUCGCGCGCGCUCGGUCGCAACGAGGUUGCGUGCUUCCGCUGCUCCCAGCGUCUCGCUUCGAUGGCAGUCCAGCUCGGUCUCGCAUGAUCCUAUGACAGGCGAAGCUACCGGCUCAAAGCACCUCGAUGCAUCAUCUCUCGUCAUCACUCGCUCCAAUGCACCCCGUACACCACCACCUUCCCAGUCACUCGUCUUCGGAGCCAAUUUUUCCGACCACAUGCUUUCCGUCCCCUGGAACAGUGCUACUGGUUGGGACGCACCCAAAAUCCACCCCUAUUCUCCCCUCCAGCUCGACCCCAGCGCCGUGAUCUUCCACUACGCUCCAUCCCUUUUUGAAGGCAUGAAAGCCUACAAAGACGUUAACGGCAAAGUUCGUCUCUUCCGUCCCGAUAUGAACAUGAAGCGUAUGAACACCUCCGCUUCACGUAUCGCCCUUCCCACCUUCGAAGGAGAACAGCUUAUCACACUCAUCAAAAAGCUCGUCGCCCUCGACAAAGGCUGGAUCCCUAGCGAUCCCGGUCACUCGCUCUACAUUCGACCUGCUCUCAUCGGAACCGAGGCUGCUCUCGGUGUUCACCCAACCAAAGAUGCAUUGCUGUUCGUAAUCUGCUCUCCUGUCGGACCCUACUACAAGACUGGUUUCAAACCUGUUGCGCUUGAAGCUGAUCCCAACAAGGUCCGUGCCUGGCCUGGUGGAACAGGACAGUACAAGCUAGGUGGAAACUACGCUCCCGGUAUCCUUCCUCAAUUGGAAGCUGCGAAACGUGGGUACCAGCAAAACCUUUGGUUGUUUGGCCAAGAACAUCUUUUGACGGAGGUCGGAACGAUGAACCUCUUCGUAGCGCUCAAGAAGGGGGAUGAGAUCGAACUUGUCACUCCUCCUCUUAAUGGGAUGAUUCUUCCUGGUGUCACGAGGGAUUCGAUCUUGCAUAUUGCAAAGGAUCACGUUAGUGGAAAGUACCCCAUUGAUUCGCUGCCGAAGAAUUUGAAGGUUUCGGAGAGGGAGAUUAGCAUUCAUGAGGUGAUCAAGGCAGAACAUAGUGGAGAGUUGGUCGAGAUGUUCGGUGCUGGUACUGCCGCUGUUGUCUCUCCUGUGGAUAGGGUGGGUUACAAUGGAAAGGACAUUAAGAUCCCUGCUGGUGACGGUAUCGGUGAUAUUGCAAAGGCGAUGUUGGAGAGGAUGACGGAUAUUCAGCUUGGUAAGGUCGAACACCCGUGGAGUGUUGUUGUUGACGAGAUCUAA
Messenger RNA from Ustilago hordei, 1269 nucleotides. Its product is annotated as putative BAT1- branched chain amino acid aminotransferase, mitochondrial. The record is from RefSeq and is a predicted model, not a curated record. Gene Ontology annotation, molecular function: branched-chain-amino-acid:2-oxoglutarate transaminase activity. Gene Ontology annotation, cellular component: mitochondrion. Bases 1 to 1269 code for a protein of 422 amino acids. The transcript has a single exon. NCBI's taxonomy places the organism in Eukaryota, Fungi, Basidiomycota, Ustilaginomycetes, Ustilaginales, Ustilaginaceae. Gene Ontology annotation, biological process: L-leucine biosynthetic process; L-valine biosynthetic process.